GCUCGUCGGCAGACAUGCCAUUUGGAGACUGACUUGAUCACAUUUAGGUUCGGGUGUUUUGGUUAUUGUUUUGUGGUCUAGUUUUGUCAAGAGAAUCUCAUGGUGCUUGUUUGUUCAGACUCAGAUGGGCUUCAAAUUUCUUUCUGCUCUGUAUGAAAUAGAAGAGUCUACGCCUUCCCUUUCAUAUAUUUUUGUCCUUUUUUUGGCCUUUUUUUUCUUCUUUUUUUUUUUUGGGGUUUGUUGUCAAGACAUGUUGCAUUUCUUUUGUACAUAAAUAUAUAGCCUUUCUUGCUUUCUAAUGCAUGUGUGAUUCUUAUCAAGUAGAUGUUAUUUCAAUAGUCACCCAGGAGGUUUUUUAUUUAAUUUUUAUUCUUUCAUCUAAAAGUUGCAGGAAUUCAAACUGAAAUAUGGACAGGAAACUCAGCGAAGAGGAGUUCGAGAAAUAAUUGUUAUUAUAUAUUUUUUUAAUGUUGUUAUGUUCUACUUAUGUUUUCAUAGUUGAAGAGACGUUUAAAAUGCAAAUACAUGAUGCAGAUGGUAAUUAUCAAUAUUCAGAUCCAAAUUAUUCUCUUUGUAUUUGUUAUGAAUUUUUGGAUUUUUUUAUUAUCUUUGUUAUUUUCCACUUGGAAGCAUUUGACGAGGCACACCGUAUAAAACUUGCAAAUAUGAAAACUGUAAGGGGAAAUCAAAUAUAACAAAACGAAAUAAAUUAAAGAAAAAAGAAAAAAGCACAACUGCACAAAAAUAUAUUAAUCUAAGAUCUAGAUCGUGAAAGUGGGGCCACUAAUUGGGUAGCCAACGGUCAUAAUAUUUGAAAAGCACAAAGUAUGUGCUUUUUGACAUACUUUCUAGAUCAGCCUUCAGUUUUUCAAAGAUUCCAUGGCGACGCUCUUCUCCCAAGCAGGAACAUGAUAAAAGCUGUGAAGAAGCUCAAGUUCUGGUCUAGAAAGAAGAGAAAGAAGAAGACCCAUCAGUCCUACUAUUCUCCUCCUCCUCCUCCUCCUUAUCCACCACCACCACCACCACCACCAAGAAGCCAUUGUUGCUGCUCAUGCUACUCCUCUUCAACUCAGCCUUCGGCUCCACCUCUUCCACCAUCGUGGUUCGACUCUGAUCUGACCCAUGACACGUUUUUGGGACCUGGGGUCCAUCCUCCAGCUCCAGAAUCAUCCUUUCCAAAUCCAAACCAACCUGAAGAAAUUGUGCUGGAUAGUACCACCACCCCACUCUAUCCAACAUUGCCUGAAAGCAACUCAUCUUAUCAGCAAUACAUGGUUCCAAACCCAGUGUAUGGCAUACCAGUUUCACAAACAUCUAGAAGAGAAAAAUCUGGUGGAAUUUUUGGUUGUGUUGUCAACUUCGGAAUCCAUCUGAUUCGAUGCUUCGUUCCAUGUUAUCGAAUUCGCGAAGUUCGCUGAAUGGUUAUAAAAGUAUAGUUAUGCUCUUGCUUUUGGUAUGUUUAUAGCUUUUCAAGAUCUGUCUGUUUUGAAAAUGGUGUGGCUAUCUUGGAAUGGGGGGUAGUAUUUUCUAGACUCAGGUCACUGCAUAUUGAUAUCAUUCUUAGACUAAUUGUAAAGCAUAUGUAAUUAGACAAGUGAACUGAAAGAUGGGUAUGCAGAUUGCUUGUUUUGAUUCUCAAAUCUGUUUCUGUUUUUGGUUUCUGCUAUAGGAGAUUGUAUUUCUACCCUUCAUAAACAUAAAUGAAAUCUAUAUACACACAUAAGACAUAGUAUUUUAGUUU
Molecule: messenger RNA, 1741 nt
Organism: Ziziphus jujuba (common jujube)
Lineage: Eukaryota; Viridiplantae; Streptophyta; Magnoliopsida; Rosales; Rhamnaceae
Product: formin-like protein 3
Exons: 2
Coding region: 828-1418 (196 amino acids)
Source: RefSeq, a predicted model, not a curated record